GCUUGAGUCCUGGACAGUCGUGGAGAAGUCUGCUGCUCUUUCAUUUUCAUCAUGGCUGCUGUUCAAACCGAGGUUUCCCUGUGCCCAACUUGGCAGAGGCCCUUGUAUAUCUAUGGGGGGCUGGCAUGCAACUCACUGAUGGCUGACUACUGGUCGGACAGGACUCCUCUCCAUGAGGCCGCCUACCAGGGCAGACUGCUCCACCUCCGAAGCCUCAUUGCUCAGGGCUUCCACGUGGACACACUCUCCAUGGACAGAGUCUCUCCCCUGCAUGAAGCUUGUCUCGGUGGACAUUAUGCGUGUGCCAAAUUCCUGGUGGACAAAGGUGCAAAUGUGAACACAGUAUCCACAGAUGGCGCCACCCCUCUCUUCAACUCCUGCAGCAGCGGGAGUGCUGCCUGUGUCAGGCUCAUCCUGCAGCACAGUGCCCUCAUCAGCACCACCUAUCAGCUGGCAUCGCCCAUACACGAGGCCGCGAAGAGAGGCCACAGAGAGUGUCUGGAGCUGCUGCUGAGCUACGGGGCACAUGUUGACCUGGAGCUGCCAGUAGUGGGGACUCCGCUGUAUGCUGCCUGCACAGCUGGAGCCGCUGUCUCUGUGGAGGUGCUGCUUCACACAGGAGCAGACGUUCAAAUGGGGUGUGGACAGGACAGUCCGUUACAUGCUGCAGUUCGAGGCGGAGGAGCCGACGUCGUGGACCUUCUGUUGGACUUUGGAGCUGACGCGUGUUGUAGGAACCAGGAGGGCAAAACUCCUCUGGACCUGUCAGCACCAAACAGCACAGUGAGAACCACACUACAGAAAAGAGGUCCGUGCACUCUGUAUCAGCUGUGUCGGUUCAGUAUUCGCAGAAGUCUGGGAAGGAGUCGACUGCACAGAACAUCCAGCCUGUUCCUUCCUCACAGUAUCCAUGACUUCCUCCUCUACCAAUAAAACAUCUCCACGAUGCUUGAGGAGUGGGCAAAGACAUUCACAUUUAGAGAAUUAUAGCUUUUUCCAUCCCAUGUCUUUUAUCAAGCGGCACAUUGGUGCAGUGGUUCGAACUGUCGCCUAA
Molecule: messenger RNA, 1054 nt
Organism: Paralichthys olivaceus (Japanese flounder)
Lineage: Eukaryota; Metazoa; Chordata; Actinopteri; Pleuronectiformes; Paralichthyidae
Gene: asb11
Product: ankyrin repeat and SOCS box containing 11
Biological process (GO): positive regulation of protein catabolic process; protein ubiquitination; intracellular signal transduction
Molecular function (GO): protein binding
Source: RefSeq, a predicted model, not a curated record